UCUGCCCGGAGACCGAUGACGCUGCAGAAGGGAGGAUUCCCAUUGGUCCUCCUGCUCUUUGAGGACUCUCCCUCUUCCGAAGUCCGAGGGAAACUCCUCCCCCCCUCCAGACCCUCCGAUUCCUCCUCUGGGGCUGGGAGCGUCUUUCUCCCCCCUUUGGGGCGCUUGUGGGGAGCCUCCAUGGCUUUGGCUGGGCUCCCCCUGAUGCUGCUGCUGGGGGCGCUGGCCCGGAUCCCCGGGAGCGAAGGGGGGGAGGAGACCCCCGCCCAUUUCCUGCACCAGAGGAAGGCCGAGUGCCUCUUCCUCAACGGGACGCAGCGGGUGAGAUACCUGUUCAGGCGCUUCUACGACCGGCAGGAGAUCGACCGCUUCGACAGCGACCUCGGGAAGUUCGUGGCCGUCACGCCGCUGGGGCAGCCCGCUGUGGACAGGUGGAACAGAGAUGAGCAGCUCCUGCAGCUCAUGAAGGCCGAAGUGGAUCGCCUCUGCCGGCACAACUACCGGGUGAACAGCUACCAGGCGCCCAAGAGGGAGGAGCGGGCGAUUGGCCGGAGAACCAAGCCCACCGUCACCAUCUCCCCCACCAAGAUGGAGCCCUCUUCCCCCAACACCAUCCUCCUCUGCACCGCGACCGGCUUUUACCCCGUGGAGAUCGAGAUCCAGUGGCUGAAGAACGGGCGGCUGGAGGAGGAGGGCGUGGCCUUUGGGGAGGAGCUCCAGAACGGAGACUGGACCUACCAGCUCCAGGUGAUGCUGGAGACCCAGCCCCAACGGGGGGAUGUCUACACUUGCAAGGUGGAGCAUGCCAGCCUGGAGGCCCCCAUCACCGUCCAGUGGGAGCCCCGUUCCUCCAGCUCUGCCAGGAGCAAACUCUGGACGGGGAUCAUGGGGGCCGUGAUAGGAGUGGCCUUCCUGGCUGUGGGGCUCUUCUCCUACCUGAAGAGCAAGAAAGCAACUCCCAUCCAACCUCCUGCAGCAACUCCCAUCCGACCUCCUGCAGCCAAUUUCCUGUACCAGUGGAAGCACGAGUGCCGCUUCCUCAACGGGACACAGCGGGUGCGGUUCCUGCUCAGGUAUUUCUACGACCGGCAGGAGAUCGCCUUCUUCGACAGCGACCGCGGGAAGUUUGUGGCCGUCACUCCAUUGGGGCAGGCCGAUGUGGACAAGUGGAACAGGGAUGAGCACUUCAUGCAGAUCGUGAAGGCCCAAGUGGAUUCCGUCUGCCGGAUCAACUACCGGGCGUUGAACUUCGAGGCGGCCAAGGUGGAGGAGCGCCUGAUUGGCCGGAGAGCCAAGCCCACCGUCUCCAUCUCCCCCACCAAGAUGGAGCCCUCUUCCCCCAACACCAUCCUCCUCUGCACUGCGACCGGCUUUUACCCCGUUGAGAUCGAGGUCCAGUGGCUGAAGAACGGGCAGCCGGAGGAGGAGGGCGUGGCCUUCGGGGAGGAGCUCCAGAACGGAGACUGGACCUACCAGCUCCAGGUGAUGCUGGAGACCCAGCCCCAACGGGGGGAUGUCUACGCUUGCAAGGUGGGGCAUGCCAGUCUGGAGGCCCCCAUCACCAUCCAGUGGGAGCCCCGUUCCUCCAGCUCUUCCAGGAGCAAACUCUGGACGGGGAUCAUGGGGGCCGUGAUAGGAGUGGCCUUCCUGGCUGUGGGGCUCUUCUCCUACCUGAAGAGCAAGAAAGCAACUCCCAUCCAACCACCUGCAGCACUCAUGAAUUAAUCCUGCUCUCCAAUGCAAAAGGAUAUUUUUUUCUUUAGUCGCUGAUGACUCUUUGUCCUGUUUGCAACCUUUGAAAAAUGGAGGCUGAAGGUGGCAGGUUUGGGCAAGGAUGAGAAUGUCAGCCUGGACCUUCUCCUGCUGAGACACAUAUAGACCCCAGCUUCCUUUCAGGGCCGCUCUUCCUUGUGAGGGAGGGGUGGAGACCAUCUAAACCAGCGGUUCUCAACCUGGGGGUCACAACCCUUUUGGGGGUCGAACGGCCAUUUCACAGGGGUCGCCAAAGCCUUCUCUCGCCCCCCCCCAGGUCUUCACUCACCCUCACCCUCUGCCUCUGUUGGAUCGCCAGUCGCCGGUCGCUUACCCCGCCCACUCCCAAUCUAUUGCUGCCUCCUGAGUCCCAGCUGAUGGCUAGAGUGAAACAAACCAUUUAAAUUCUUGCCGCGGGGCUUCAAAGGGCCGCCCUACAGCUGAUCAGUGUUAAAAGAAAGCAAAUGAGAAGACCGUUGCCUGCAAAAAUAGAAAAAAACAGCCCCUUUCAGCUUAAGCAUAGGUUAAUUACCAUAAAUUGAUUUGAUCAGCGUCCCGACUCUCAGCUGAUUUGCUCUCAGCUGUUUUGCAGCGGGCUCUGUUGCUAGCUGGCUGCAAAGAGGUAAAUUCCUGGAGCAGAUUUUUUUCCCCCUAGCUAUGCUGAAAAAGUGAAACUGAAAGUAAAGCAGGGUCUUUGCUGCAAUGUAACAAAAUGAGGCAGAGAGAGAUUUCUUUUUCUUUUUUUUCCUCACCAAAAAAGGUAGGUGCAAAACUGCAAACAAUGGGAAAUUUAGGGCAAAAGAGGAGGUUCAAGAUUUUAAAACACAAAAGAAAAAAAGCUCUAUUUAACUAGGGAAUUAUAAUAAUUGAGAUACUAUUAAUUGUAUAUUGUGUUGAAGGCAGAAAUGGUUAAGUUGUGGUUUGGAGGAAUAUAUGGGGGAAAUUAUUUGGUUUAUUAUUAUUGGUAAAUAUAAUUAAUUGAUUUGUAAGAAAUUGGAUUGCAUGGAAAUAAUUGGAAUAUUCAUGUUCAUAUUGCACACUCCGGCCCCCAAUGUGCGACUCGUGUCCGGGGUUGCACAGAGCCUCAGGCCCUGGGUCCGCGGCUGAUGUUAUGUAAUGCCAGGGCGGUUGUUAAUAAAGCCCCCUCAUUUGUGAUCUUAUUUUGGAGGGGGGUGCGGACCUGGCAGGUAUUACAGAAACCUGGUUGGGCCAAGGGGGGGGGGUCCCCCUCAUCAAGAUGUGUCCACCAGGUUUCCUUGCAAUUCAUCAGCCAAGGGCCCAGGGGAGGGGUGGAGGAGUGGCAGCGAUUAUUAGGGAAAGUCUUUGUCCGAGGGAGACCACUGUUCCUCAGAUAGCUGGAUGCAAGUCCCUCUUUGUGAAGUGGGGCCGUGGGGUGCAGAUGGGUUUGCUGACUACGUACCUGGCUCCCUGCCACGUGGCAGCGACCCUGCCCGAGCUACUCAACGUCAUUGCCAGGGUGGCGGUUGAUAUCCCCAGACUUAUAGUCAUGGGGGAUUUCAACCUUCCAUCUGCAGGUGAGGCGUCUGAGGCGGCUCGGGAGUUCAUGGCUUCCAUGACGGCUAUGGACCUGGCCCAGUUAUUUCAAGGCCCCACUCACAUAGGGGGACACACUCUGGACUUGAUUUUUGUCUCUGGUCAGUGGUUGAAUGAUCUUGGUAGAGGGGACCUAGAUAUCAAACCCUUGUCAUGGACAGAUCGUUUGCUCCUCCACCUGGACUUUCCUACCGCUUUCCCCCGCCGCAGGGAGAUGGAACCGACCAGAUGGUUCCAUCCCAGGCACCUGAUGGACCCCGAAAGGUUCCUGACGGAGCUUGGGCUGUUUCCUGAGACUCUGGCACAUGACUCGACUGAAGAGCUGGUGGCCACCUGGGAGGGUGCGGCCGCCGGAGCUUUGGACCGCGUCAUGCCGUUGCGGCCUCUGACCCGAUGCUGAUCUCAAUUGGCUCCUUGGUUCUCUGAGGAGCUGAGAGAGAUGAAGCGUCGGAAAAGACGCCUAGAGAGCAUUUGGAGGACUAGUCAAUCUGAUUCUGAUUGGGCACAGGUGAGGUCUUAUAUCAAGAGCCUUGGUACUACAGUGGUUUAAAGCACCCUGUUAUUAACACAGCUGCCUGCAAUUUACUGCUGGUUCGAAUCUCUCCAAGGCUCAAGGUUGACUCAGCCUUCCAUCCUUUCUAAGGUAGGUGAAAUGAGGACCCAGUUUGUGGGGGCAAUAAGCUGACUUUGUAUAAAUAUACAAAAGUAUGAAGGCUAUUGCUUAAAGCACUGUAAGCCUCCCUGAGUCUCCGGAGAAGGGCGGCAUAUAAAUCAAA
Molecule: messenger RNA, 4082 nt
Organism: Pantherophis guttatus
Lineage: Eukaryota; Metazoa; Chordata; Lepidosauria; Squamata; Colubridae
Source: RefSeq, a predicted model, not a curated record